UAAGAUACACAAUCACACAGUAAAUAGUACUCACACUGAUUUCAGAUGAAACAGCGGUCUCGCUUCUACCGAUGUUACUGGAUUUUUCGUGUUUUCCUCAACGUCUCUCUGAGAUUUUUCCCAGCGGUAUUAAACUGCACGGAGGAGGCGGGUGUCUCUCCAUUAACCGGUAGUAAUGCGGAGUGUAGCCAGCUCUGGAUUCAGCUAAGCCCAUCCGACAAUGUCACAUAAACACCAUCAUCACUAGCAGCGGCACGAGAUCUUCACUGGAAUAAUUUCUUUCCAAAUGCUAUCGAAGACGGACGGGUGAAUACCGGGAUAUUUAAACGUCAGCUCUUUUUGUCCAUUCAGUCCAUCCAUCCCAUUGAAAAGGUCAUGAAAGCCCCCUCUUCCUAGUGUCACUGACCUCUGAUGACCCACUGAUCUUUGACCUGUGUUCCUGUCAUCUUCACCCCUCUCCUGCUAUGCAGCCAUGAGCUCUGCGCUAUGGAGCCAGGAGAAGUCAGGAGGCAGUUUCCGCGACGACUGGCACUUCUACAUUGUUGUAAAGGAGUGCACUGUGGAAAAGCCAGGCCAGAAGACUCUGCGCAUCCCACGUGGCAGCCUUGGCCAGGCCUGCCAAGAGCGCAACAGCCUGGGUCGCACAAUUCCGCCCAGCAAGGGUAAGCGCAGCCUACGCAUUCUGGACCAGACCAAUGUGGUGGUUAGCGUGGAUGAACGGGACGUUAUGGAGCUUGAGGAGAAGCUGGCAGAGCUGCUGUUCCCCAUCACCAACUGCGAAGAGCGCUACAGCCUGCUGCGCAACAGAGCACGUCUGGACAGGGCACGCGACAUCAACUGCGGAUCAAAAGUUCGAGUGCAGUUGAGGUUCGGUGACCAGCCCCUUCCAGGCGUGGUCCGCUUUAAAGGAGCUUUGCUGCCCGACAGAGCGCUGAGUGGUAUCUGGUUUGGUGUUGAAUUGCUGGAGGAGGGCAGAGGUCAAGGUUUCACCGAGGGCUCUUAUCAGGGUCAGCAGCUGUUUCGUUGUGAAGAUGAAUGCGGUGUCUUUGUUGCACUGGAUAAACUUGAGCUCUGGGAAGAUGAUGAGCUGGAGGUAGAUCGUGUGACGCUAGAGGAUAAUGACCAGGAAGUGGAAGGUGAAGGACCGCCACUGGAGAUCAACUCUCGAGUGUUGGUGCAGACGCGGGACGGCCCAGAACGGGGCACUGUUAUUUUCUGUGACUUACUGCCUGGCAACGAGAGUCUUGGAUACUACGUUGGUGUUGAUAUGGACAAUCCCAUUGGAGACUGGGAUGGGAUCAUCGACGGCAAACAGCUGUGUAAUUUUGCUAGUCUUGAACACACCCGUCUUGUCCCCAUCUGUGAUGUGAUGCCAGAAUACUCCAUGCAGGAUCAGAGGCUGCCCAAAGUCUUUGCCUGCAGGGCCGGCAGUGACAAACCUGGCAGCCAGAGCAAACCAAAGAGUAAAGGGUUAGGCCUGCAGCCUGGCAGCAGGAGCAAGUCUGAGUUUUAUUAUACGCUAAAUGGCAGUUCGGUUGAUCACCCUGCCCAGUCCAAAGCCAAAAGCACAUGGUACAUAGAUGAAGUUGGCGAGGACCCGGCCAAAUCCCUGACGGAAACACCCCCAGACUUCAAUCCAAGCUCGUCCCCUUCUCGAGCUCCGCCCAUAACCUCCUCACUGUCCAAUGAUAACAAGUUCCACUCCCUGCCCUUUAGCUUGAGCCACAAAGUUGGCCCCAGUGGGAGCAUGAGCCACGGCCCACUCUCCCUGUCCGCUGGCUCAGUGAUGGGGGAGCAGCAAGAGGUCCUGCCACCUGCUACCACUCCUGUCCAGAGGCCUCCGUCGCCAACACAAAGCCAGCCAGGGUUAGAGGUCGGGUCAUUGGUGGAGGUUAAAGAGAACCCACCUCUGUGUGGGGUCAUCCGCUGGGUUGGUCUACCUCCAGGUCUUCAAGAGCCGCUAGCUGGGCUAGAGCUGGAGGAGGAGUGUGUGGGCUGCACUGAUGGAACGUUUAAAGGGAUUCGUUAUUUUACGUGUCCACCAAAGAAAGCUCUUUUUGUCAAACUGAAGUGCUGCAGGCCUGACUCACGAUUCCCAUCCUUACAUAAUUCACCCAACCCCAUAGAACGAUGCAACUCCAUAGCUUUUGGUGGUUACCUAAGCGAAGUAGUUAAUGAGAACACUCCUCCUCGGACAGAAAAUGAUGGUUUGGAGGUGAUGGUGGGGAAAAAGAAAGGAAUACAAGGGCAUUACAACUCCUGCUAUCUAGACUCUACUCUGUUCAGUCUUUUCUCCUUUAGUUCUGUGUUGGAUACGGUGCUCCUGAGACCAAGAUCUAAGACUGAUGUAGAAUAUUACAAAGAGACACAAGACUUACUGCGCACAGAAAUAGUCAACCCACUACGAAUACAUGGCUACGUGUGCGCCACUAAAAUCAUGAAACUUAGGAGGAUAUUGGAGAAAGUGGAGGCAGCGUCAGGAUUCACUUCAGAAGAGAAAGAUCCUGAGGAGUUCCUCAAUAUCCUGUUUCAUCACAUCCUGAGAGUCGACCCUCUUCUCAAACUUCGGUCUGCAGGACAGAAGGUUCAGGACUGUUACUUCUAUCAAAUCUUUAUGGAUAAGAAAGAUAAAGUGCUGGUGCCAACCAGCCAGCAGCUUCUGGAGUGGUCCUUCAUCAACAGUGAUCUCAAAUUUGCAGAGGCCCCUUCUUGCCUUAUAAUUCAAAUGCCACGCUUUGGGAAGGACUUUAAGAUGUUUAAUAAGAUCUUCCCUUCUCUGGAGCUUGACAUCACAGAUCUAUUAGAUGACACCCCUAGAGAAUGUCGGAUUUGUGGUGGCUUAGCUCUUUACGAAUGCAGAGAGUGCUAUGAAGAUUGUGACAUCACGCCAGGAAAAAUCAAGCAGUACUGCGAGAAGUGCAAUACACAGGUACAUCUGCACCCACGGCGUAAGUCUCAUCGUUAUGUUAAGUUAUCUGUCCCUAAAGAGCUACAGGAGUCGGUUUGGAGACAGGGAUCUUACCCUCACCAGCAGAUGGAGCUGUUUGCCGUGCUUUGCAUUGAGACAAGCCACUAUGUCGCCUUUGUCAAAUAUGGAUCCGCAGACUCAGACUGGCUAUUCUUCGAUAGUAUGGCUGACCGUGACGGCGGUCAGAACGGGUUUAACAUCCCACAGGUUUCCCCAUGCCCUGAAGUAGGGGCCUACCUGAAGAUGACCCCUGAGGAACUUCACGCACUGGACCCCAAGAACAUCCAGGGCUAUGCACGCAGACUUCUCUGUGACGCUUAUAUGUGCAUGUACCAGAGUCCCACCAUGAGCCUCUAUAAAUAGAGAAGGAGGAAUAAAGAAGAAUGGAAAGGUAGGAAAGGGAAUGGCAGAGAAGGAGAGAGAUGAGGAAGAAAAGAAAGAAGAAAAGUGCUCAAGAAGACGCACUUGAGAUUGAAUAUCCCACAUCCAGUUACCUCAUCCUCUCUUCUGCAUCUCUCUGUACAUACUGCAGGGUAAAUACAGUUAUGAGAGUGAAGGUGAGAUCAAGAGAACAAACAAAAAAGCCUAUUUGCACUGUGUGAGAGCAUAUGUGUUUGUUGAAGUGUUGUUGUUGUUUUCUCUGAUUUGUGCCGUCUUUGGCUCAGCUCAAACUCUUGAGUGUUCAGAGCGGUGUUUUGCACGGAGAGAAUUCGCAAUCUUUCCAGCCCUCAGGUGUUUCACAGACGCUCACUCACCUGAUGGCUUCACAUCCGCUACGUACCACCAGAACUGACCCCUCCAAACAGCAAAACAUUCUACCCCUGUAAAUGAAACCUUGGAUGAAUGUCCAAAACAAAUCGUUUCUGUUCUGUCUGAAUGCCUCCACUUAUCACCAACCCAUUUGAAUGCACUGCAGCGUCCAGCAUUAAUUAUAGUUCAGACGCACUGUGUGUAGUCCCUGUUUUUGCCUUUGUAUUUUGCUGUGAAGUGUUUGUCUGGUGUGUUCACAUACAGCGGAGCCCUUGACUGCCAUGCACUGGUUCCAGAUCAAGACAGAAGAAUGAGAUGAUUAAGCACAGUUUUUUUUGGACAUGAAGAAUAAUAUAAUUGAGCUUUUUCUUGUUAAAAUAGGAAUUAUUUCAUUUUAUUAUAAUUUUUUUUUUUUUUUUUUAUAAAUAUGGAUAUUUUUAUUUUAAAUUUUGCAAAAAAAUACUAGCAACUCCCCAGGCCAUGCUCUAAAAGUCGUAAAUUACUUCCUAUAGAUACAAGCCAAUUUUUGCAAGUAUUAUGCUUAUAUUAUGAUAUUCCAAAGGUUACUGUUUUGCAGUCAAGGACAUGUUCAUAUUAUAAAGAACUGAUUCUAGUUCCUGUUGUAUAUGAUAUGCUCCGGUUUGAGUGUUCACGGCUGAGGCUGAAUGGGCAAGAGCUGUUUGAUGCUAUACUGCAGUGCCGAUGGCUAAUUUGCAGUAACACUGUUCAUCGAGAUACUGGUUUGAUGUACUGUGCACAUUUUUGCUAUGGGUUAUCGGAUUGUUUACACAUCCUGGUUUAAACUAAAGCGUUAUGAAAAGAAACUUGCAUUGGGAUCAUUUUGUAAUCUCUGCUGAUGUAACUGUACAGUAUGGGAGAGAUUCUUCCUGUAAUGGGAGAAAGAAUGACGACUGGUGUACUUGUGUAAAAUGAAGCCAGGUGGACUUUAUUAUAUCUGUGCUGUUCUCUUAAAUGUUAACUAAAUUAAAACGCCAUUUUGAAAACA
This is a messenger RNA of Cyprinus carpio (common carp), 4724 nucleotides long. RefSeq names its product ubiquitin carboxyl-terminal hydrolase CYLD-like. Gene Ontology annotation, cellular component: cytosol. The record is from RefSeq and is a predicted model, not a curated record. Gene Ontology annotation, biological process: positive regulation of extrinsic apoptotic signaling pathway; regulation of intrinsic apoptotic signaling pathway; necroptotic process. Lineage: Eukaryota; Metazoa; Chordata; Actinopteri; Cypriniformes; Cyprinidae. Gene Ontology annotation, molecular function: K63-linked deubiquitinase activity; cysteine-type deubiquitinase activity.